Messenger RNA from Loa loa (African eye worm), 915 nucleotides. RefSeq lists its product as hypothetical. NCBI's taxonomy places the organism in Eukaryota, Metazoa, Nematoda, Chromadorea, Rhabditida, Onchocercidae. The transcript has 5 exons. Gene Ontology annotation, biological process: carbohydrate metabolic process; hyaluronan catabolic process. Gene Ontology annotation, molecular function: hyalurononglucosaminidase activity. The annotation marks the transcript as partial. The record is from RefSeq and is a predicted model, not a curated record.
CGCGCAAAUCUUUCAGCGCAUUUGUCGAAAGUUCGCAGUGAUAUAGACAAAGCGAUACCGAAUAAGGAUUUCGAUGGUUUGGCAAUAAUCGAUUACGAAGAAUGGAGACCACUUUGGGAACAUAACUGGUAUACGAGACGGAUUUACCAUAAUGCAUCGCUGGCUUAUGUUGAGGAACAAUACAAAAAUACGGGAAAAACUUUAACCAAAGGUGAUGAACUGGCUAAAAAAGAAUUCAAUCAGGCAGCAAUGAAUUUUUUAACGGAAACUAUUCGUGAAGCAAAAAAUAUGAGACCAAAUGCCUUAUGGGAAUUUUAUGGCAUGCCAUUUUGCAAUUACAGUGCAGGGAAAAAUGGCACUGAAGGAUGUGGAGAAGUAUUUGAAGAAUUCAAUAAUCGAUUACAACCUCUGUAUGCUAAAGCUACCGCUUUUUAUCCGUCCAUUUAUUUGCCAAGCAGAAAAAGUGGUCGUACUGGUUGUUUGUACGUCACUUCCGUCCUUCAAGAAGCUAAACGUUGUGCAGAGAACUUGUCAAUAUCGAUAUUCACGUUCAAUGACAUUGAGUGCUUUCCAUUGGAAUCUGCUGAUCCAUAUUAUACUCAAGAUGAUUUAUCCCAUUCACUGAAUACAGCCUUUGUUAUGGGUGUACAAGGUACUAUCAUUUGGUCAUCAUCCAAAGAUAUGGUGAACCAAUGCCACGGUAUAGGAGAUUAUGUCCUCAAAUAUGUUGAUCCAAAAGUGGUGGAAUUGAAAACUUGUGACAAAAUUGAAUUGAAAACUUGUGACAAAAUUAGAAGAAUUAAGAAACGUCAAAUACCUGAUCAAAUUUCUUGCGCAGUGAAAAAUGACCCAGCAUACGAUAACUGUCAAAAUGCAAUGACAUCCAUUAAUAAGCCUGCAAUAACCGCCAAGUAA